AUGGCGGAGAAGCGCAAGCGCGAGGACGUCCGAACCUUGGACCUGGUCAUCGCCACACGCGAGAACACCCAGAAGCUCGGCUAUUUCGUCGACGACACCGUCGUGAACCCUGGCUUAGGCAUCCCCUUCUACAAGACUGUGUUGGAGGGUGCAAACUACGAGCAUGCCACCUGGAAGGAUCAGGCGUGCGUCCGCACCUCGCAGAUCCAUUGGCGAGAGGAUCACAGCGUUUCUUGGCUGGAACGGCACAUGGAAAUGACCCAGGGCUUCAUUCUCCUCGGGAAGAACCCGGGCCUGUUCGUGCUGGGUGAGCCGACCCACGACCGCGAGGACUUGGACGAGAAGGGUCGCACAAAGCCAGACCCCGACCGCACCAAAGCUUACAUCAUCCCGGCAGGGAUGGGCUUGAUCUUGAAGAAGGGAACCUGGCACGACUUCCCGGUCUCUUGUGGCCCACCUGUAUCUGCCUUCAUCUUGAACACCGAGGAAGUCGUUGCAGCACUGGCGUCCAUGCCCAAGCCAGCACCGAUGGAUCACGGGGAUUGCUUCAAGCUUCGCAUGGCAGAACACUUCGACUUCACGAUGAAGUUUCCCGAUCCCCGCCCAUUCGUUCAGAGGCAUGGACUGGUGCCCAGCCCAAUAGCCAUGCCCUUGAUGGGCAUCGAGGGCUACGGCGCGGAGAUGUCGCGGCAGGAGGUGAAGCCUGGCUGGGCCGGAGGCAAGAAGGUCACGGUCAUUCCCGUGGUGAACGUCGAGGUUUUUGUUCCGGGCAGUGGUGGACCCUCCAUCCAGCCCCACUUGCAGUCCACUCCGGAGGUGGCCAACCGAGGCUGGCGGGAUUACGGCAACCGCCGCGGCUUGCAGCGGCUCUGCGCCAUGUUCAAAGAGCUGGGGAUGCCGGCCACAGCCGUCGUGAACAGCGAGGCGGCCAAGCUGGAGCACGUGGCAAAGGCCCUGAAGGAGUCCGGCUGGGAGCUUGGCGCUCACGGCCUGAACAACUCUUCGGGCGCUGCCAAGCUGAGCCGUGGUGAAGAGGAGGCUUAUUUCAAGCAGACUCUGGAUGAUCUGCAGCAAAGCCUGGGUGCCCGACCCAAGACUUGGCUGACUCCGGGCUUCUCUGUCACGGAGCGCACGCCAGAAAUCGCUGUGCAGUCUGGCAUCGAAGCAUUUCUGGACUUCGUGGACGAUGACGUGCCGUACUACAUCUCGCACGAGAGCGGCAAGCGCACCUUGUGCCUGCCGUACUGCAUGGAGACCAAUGACUUCUCUUGCGUUUUGACCAAGCACUUCGAUGGCCGGCAGUAUGCCCAAGCGAUCGAGGAUCACGUUCGCCAGCUGGCCAAGGAAGACGGUGAGAAGGUGGUGUGCUUGGGAAUGCACACGUUUGUGGCUGGCACUCCUGCAAGGGUGCUUGCCCUGACGGAGGCGCUCGGUCGCCUUCAGCAAGUUCCUGGCGUCUGCUUCGCCACUGCGGCCCAGGUCUACACAGCCAUCCAGAAGAACGCUUAA
Molecule: messenger RNA, 1509 nt
Organism: Symbiodinium sp. CCMP2592
Lineage: Eukaryota; Dinophyceae; Suessiales; Symbiodiniaceae
Source: the annotation of a GenBank genome assembly